Zea mays is the source of this 1718-nucleotide messenger RNA. RefSeq lists its product as uncharacterized. The record is from RefSeq and is marked validated. Lineage: Eukaryota; Viridiplantae; Streptophyta; Magnoliopsida; Poales; Poaceae. Bases 352 to 1455 code for a protein of 367 amino acids. The transcript has 2 exons. Gene Ontology annotation, biological process: regulation of DNA-templated transcription. Gene Ontology annotation, molecular function: DNA-binding transcription factor activity; DNA binding.
AAAAAAAAAAAUUGCCAGGGGGCACCAAUUUUCCUUGCUGUUCCUCCAGCUAGCGUGGCAGACGCAUAAAAAAAUAUUUGCGAAAAAGAAUCGCACUAUCUACAUGACAUAUGAAGGAGAAGAGACUAGCUAGGGAAGGAGCCGGGAGCAAUUCCACUACUCAGGCCAUCCACGGGACAUUCCUCCGCUCCGCCUCCGCCGCCGCCCGUCCCCAUCCGGCUCCAGUAGGCUCCUCGUCGUCGUCCUCCCCCCUCGUCGCGCCGUCGUCCCGAGCUCGUCUGGCAAGCGCGCGCGCGCGGCACGGGAGACAGAGUCGCUCUGGCGAGGAGCGGGAUUGGGAUCCUUGCAUGCAUGGAUGCGGCGCAGUGGCAUCAGGGGCCGCUAGGGCUAGGCAAGCCCAUGGAGGAGAUGCUCAUGGCUGGAAACGCCGCGAAUCCAAACCCACCGCCAGCUGCUGCGCCCUCGGCACCCGGGGCCCAGACCCAGAGGGGUGGUGGCGCUCCUCCUCCCGCUGCGGGUGCGGCAGCGCCUAGGGCUGGCGCGACCGGAGGGGCGGCGCCGGCGGGCACGGAGCGGCGGCCGCGGCCGCAGAAGGAGAAGGCGCUCAACUGCCCGCGGUGCAACUCCACCAACACCAAGUUCUGCUAUUACAACAACUACAGCCUGCAGCAGCCGCGCUACUUCUGCAAGACCUGCCGCCGCUACUGGACCGAGGGCGGCUCGCUCCGCAACGUCCCGGUGGGCGGCGGCUCCAGGAAGAACAAGCGCAGCUCGUCCUCGGCCGCCUCCUCCACCUCCGCGGCGAUGUCCGGCACGGUCUCCGUGAAGAACCCCAAGCUGGUGCACGAGGGCGCGCACCACGACCUCAACCUGGCUUUCCCUCACCACAACAACGGCCGCGCUCUGCAGCCACCGGAGUUCCCGUCGUCGUUCCCGAGCCUGGAGAGCAGCAGCGUGUGCUACCCCGGACCCGCCAUGCUGGGCAACGGCGCCGCCGGCAGGGGCAUGGGCGCGCUCUCGGCUAUGGAGCUGCUCAGGAGCACCGGCUGCUACGUCCCCCUGCAGCACGUUCAGCUAGGGAUGCCCGCCGAGUACGCAGCACCCGCGGGAUUCACGCUUGGCGAGUUCCGCAUUCCCCCGCCGCCGCCGCCGCAGUCUCAGAGUGUGCUCGGGUUCUCGCUGGACACGCACGGCACGGGGGGUUACAGCGCCGGCGGGUUGCAGGAGAGCGCGGUGGGCAGGAUGCUCUUCCCCUUCGAGGACUUGAAGCCGGCGGUGACCACAGCUGGCGGCGGUGCAAGCAACGACGGAGCUGAUCAUCGUCAAAACGACCACAGGAAAGAUCAAGCUGCAGGCGACGGCAGCAGCGUCACCGGUGGCCACGAGACUCCAGGGUUCUGGAGCAAUAGCUUGAUCGGAAAUGGCAGCAGCAAUGGUGGUGGAGGCCCUUGGUAAGGCGGCGCGGCAUGCAUGGCUCAUGCACGCGCGCGCCGUUGUCAGCAUGCGGAGAUAGGGAUAGAGUCAUAGAGACAAGGAUCCAAGUUAUCAAGAGGGUACGGUGGAGGAGGUGAUUAGUGUUCACAUAUAUGGCGUUUGAUUUUUCUCUGGUUGUUUAAUUUUUCUCGGAUCUUCGUGUUCUUGUGUGUAAAUCGACUUGGGGGGGCUAACACAGCAGGAUAUACAGAUUGUUAAGGUGGUGAACCGGUGAUUUACAGCUA